CGUUCUCCAUCGUUCCCACCGUAAAACCAUUCUUCCUCUCCCCUUCCCUCUGACCACGCCGAGUUUGUUCCCCUGUAGAAGCUCGCCAUCUAUCUGCUUAUUUUGCUUUUGCUGCUCCGAAAGCUCGAGCAUUCUGCCGUUUCACUCUUCUUCGUUCGUCUCACUUGCAGAAUGUUUCUCCGGAGAAAGCACUCUCAUGAUCACCACCAGGUGGAUGAUUCUGAGCAACAUGAAACAAAGGUCAGUGAACUUAGGACCAAUUUAGGACCCCUGUCUGGACGCAGUUUAAAGUAUUGUAGUGAUGCAUGCCUGAGGAGAUACUUGGAAGCUAGAAACUGGAAUGUUGAUAAGGCAAAGAAAAUGCUGGAAGAGACACUAAAGUGGCGAUUGACUUAUAAGCCUGAAGAAAUCCGAUGGCAUGAGGUGGCACAUGAAGGUGAGACUGGAAAAGUUUCCAGGGCAAAUUUUCAUGAUCGUGAGGGAAGGACUGUGCUUAUUAUGAGGCCUGGGAAGCAGAAUACAAAAUCAGCGGAAGACAACAUCCGCCAUCUGGUGUAUCUUUUAGAAAAUGCUAUCCUGAACCUUGCUGAAGGUCAGGAACAAACGUCAUGGUUGAUAGACUUCACCGGAUUUUCAUUGAGCACCUCUGUUCCAGUCAAAACAGCCCGUGAUAUCAUUUACAUUCUACAGAACCACUAUCCUGAGAGGUUGGCCAUUGCAUUUUUAUAUAAUCCACCGAGAAUUUUUGAAGCCUUUUGGAAGGCUGUCAGGUACUUUUUGGAUCCAAGAACAGCUCAAAAGGUGAAGUUUGUUUAUCCUAAAAAUAAAGAGAGCGUGGAGCUCAUGGGAUCUUUCUUUGAUGUUGAUAACCUGCCUAGUGAGUUUGGAGGAAAAGCCACCCUAAAGUAUGACCACGAGGAGUUCUCGCGACUGAUGGAACAGGAUGACAUUAAAACCGCCAAGUUCUGGGGAAUUGAUGAGAAGCCCUACCCCAUUGCUAAGGGGAUUUCAGGGGGAGCUGAGGUAGCACCGGAGCCAGCACCCCUCGCAUCUCCAGCAAGCUGAGUACACCUGCCUAUUUGCCAUAAAAGUCUAUCAGAAACUAAGAGACGUAAAAUACAGCGCAGAUCAAAUAAACCGAGAUAGAUAACCGCAACAAUAUCCAGUCCUUGAGCAUACAUUCAUCGCUGCAGCUCACCAGUCACCGCUAACAGUCACUAGUUUUUCAGUAUCCCACCCUUCAGACACAAAAUUCAAUGCUUUUGUAGCACAUACUAUUAUUAUUAUUAUUAUUAUUAUUAUUUCUAUAAAUAUGAUGACUCAUG
This is a messenger RNA of Rubroshorea leprosula, 1325 nucleotides long. NCBI's taxonomy places the organism in Eukaryota, Viridiplantae, Streptophyta, Magnoliopsida, Malvales, Dipterocarpaceae. The record is from the annotation of a GenBank genome assembly.